Molecule: messenger RNA, 2397 nt
Organism: Candida albicans SC5314
Lineage: Eukaryota; Fungi; Ascomycota; Pichiomycetes; Serinales; Debaryomycetaceae
Exons: 1
Coding region: 1-2397 (798 amino acids)
Biological process (GO): conjugation with cellular fusion
Cellular component (GO): mating projection tip
Molecular function (GO): phosphatidylinositol binding; protein binding
Source: RefSeq, a predicted model, not a curated record
AUGUCAAAAUUAAGACAACAUUCAAUUACAACGAGUCCUUUAAUUAUAUCUUCCCCGACAUUUUCUGCUCCUAUUAGAUCUUUAACUAUAUCAAACCCUCAACAAUCAUCUACAAUUCUGUCAAAUCUACGUGGUAAUGUUAUUUUAGUCACUAAAUAUGAUUUCGUUGCUGAAGGAGAAAAUGAAAUAUCAGUCAAUAAAGGAGAUUUAGUUAAAUUAAUUGAUCGAUUAGGUAAUGGUUGGGUAUUAGUCAAAUAUAUUGAUCGAGUACAACCCCCAGGAUUAAUUCCGGCAUCAUAUGUUGAUAUUGCUGUUAAUGAUCAAACUAACCCCAUAACUUUAACUUGGUUACAAAAAGAUGAUGAUGACUCGGAACAACAACCAACUAGUCAAGCUCAUAUUGAUAAUAUUAUUGAUGAAUUAAAUUAUUUGGAUUUACAAUUUAAUAAAGUGGAAUCGAAAUUUGUCACAAUAAAUAAUCGUCCUUAUCCGAUUCAAGCAUCAAUAUCAAAUUUCUUAUUAUUUAAUGGAAGAAUAUGGUAUCGAUUAGAUAUUGAAUAUAGUGAUAAAUCAAAAUCUUAUAUUUGUCGUUAUUAUCAAGAUUUUUAUAAUUUACAUAUUAAAUUAUUGGAUUUAUAUGAAAUAUUGUCUAAAAUUGAAGCAAGAAAUUCUGUUUCUAAUAGUGGUGGUGGUGGUGGUGGUGGUAGUCGUGGCGAUACUAUCAAAUUACCUAAAUUACCUGAACCAAUUCCUACUCAAAAUAAUGAUGAUGAAAAUAAAGAAAUUUCAAUGUUGUUGAAAAGAUGUAAUGAAUUGAAUAUUUAUAUUAAUAAAUUGAUAUUAAACAAAUAUUAUCAAACUUCAGAUCAAUUAAGAGAUUGGUUAGAAGUUAGAGAUUUACCUGGAUUUAUUAUUAAUUCAUUUGAUAAUGAAGACGAAAAAGACGAACAAAUUGAUGAAAUGACUAAUGAUGAAAUUAAUGAAAAAAUAUUACCUGGUUCAAUUAAUAUUGUGAAGAAUUAUUAUGAAAAAUUGGAAGAAUUGGAAGAACUUGAAAAGCAAAAACAAGUACAACAAUUGAAAGAUUCAAAAUUACCCCAAAGAUCACAAUCGAAAAAUAUUUAUAAUAAUUAUCAACAAGCUGCUCAUGCAAUGGCUGGCCAUACAAAUAGUAUCAAACAUAAAAUGGUUAUGUCUAAAACUGGAACAAUAAGGCACAUCCCAGUUGGAUCUAGAUCUGCUUCUGUUUCUGUUUCUAGAUCCGGGUCAGGGACUUCUCCUGCUGGUGGUAGUAAAUCACAUCUUUAUCAAUCUGAUCGAUCUUCUUCAACGAAAGCUGCCGCACCAGUGACUAGAAAUAAUACCACUAUAGUUAUAAAAUCAAAUAAUCAUAGCAGCAGCAGCAGCAGCAACAACAACAACAAUAAGAAUAGUACUGGUAGUAAUGGAUCAGAAAAUUUAUCUUCAACUUCACCAACGUCUUUAACUUCAGCAUCAACAACAGCUUCAUCUUCAUCACCAACACCAUCACCAUCAAUAACUAAAAAAGUUGGGGAAACACCAGUUGAUACUAAUGAUAUACUAUCGUCACCAAUAUUACAACAACAAAAAUCAAUGCCAAGUAUAAAUGCCACCCCUAAAUCUACUUUCCAAUCGAGUCCAGGGUCUCCAUUAAUAGGUCCAUCAUUACCACCUUCAACACUGUCACCAUUAUUUAAUCCACAAUCACCUAAAUUAGUUAACAAUAAUUUGAAUUCACCUAAAAUGGAUUAUAGUCCUAAACCUGGAUUCACUCCUAGGAUUAAACCACCAACACCAACAACACCUGCAACAAGUAAGUUUCAACCAGUAAGUAAUACAAUUACCACCACCACCAUAUCGGUCACAACAACAGAUUUUUCAACUUCAUCUCCAAAAAUGUCACCAAUGGGAGGUCAUUUCAAUGCUAAUUUCCCUGCCUAUUCUCAAACAAAUAAUACCAACAACUCCAACUCCACUAGCAACAGCAACAACAACAACAACAAUACUGGUUCAAAACAUCAACGAACAUUUUCUAAUCAAUUUAUUAAAUGUAAAAUAAUUGAUCCAAAAAAUGAUAUAAUUGUUAUUAAAUUAAAUAAAGGAGAAUUAAAACUGAUUAAUGAUUUGAAAAUUGCUCUUAAAUCAAGAAUCAAUAUAAAUUUCCCACCUGUUUCUCAACCACAACCACAACCACAACAACCACUAUCAGAAAGUCCAAAUUUAAAUUUUGGUCUGAUGAAGAAUAAAUAUAAUCAAGUGUUUAUAAAAUUACCAAAUUUAAAUAAUUUUGAAAAUAUUGAUACGAUAAAAUUCAAUUUUCAUGAAUUUUUAAGAUUUAAUGAUAAAAUGUAUCUUAAAAUUGAAGAAAUUAAAUGA